AUGAGAUUUAGAAUGAAGUCACUCCACUCACCUACAUAUCUGUUUAUUCUAGAUGAAGAUUGCAUUCUGGAAAUUGCUUUUUUACUGGACAGCUCUGAAAAUGCUAAGGACUAUAAUCAUGAACAGCAGAAAAAAUUUGUACUGCAAACAGUGGACAGAAUGCAAAGUCUGCAGCUUAGUUCUGGACGUACCCUGCGCUGGAGGAUGGCCUUACUUCAAUACAGCAGCACUGUUUUUAUAGAGCAAACUUUCCAUGACUGGAAAGGUCCUGAAGCAUUCAAAUCCCACAUUGCUCCCAUCACCCACAUAGGUCAUGGCACCUACACAACUUAUGCUAUAACUAAUCUUACCCAGCUCUACAUGUCUGAAGGGACUUUGGGUAGUGUAAAAGUAGCCGUGCUUUUCACUGAUGGAGUGGAUCAUCCAAGAAACCCAGAUAUUUUUGCAGCUACAGCUGAUGCUAAACACCAAGGAAUUGUAUUUUUCACAAUGGGAAUGACCAAAGUGGCUGAGGAGGAUAGCAAUGCUGCCAAGCUCCGGCUCCUGGCCAGUGUCCCAGCAUCCAGGUUCGUUUUCAACCUCCAGGAGAAAGAAACUGUGGAGAAGGUUCUCAAAGAAAUGAAAGACCUGUCUGAGGAAGAGUGUCCCCAGGUUGACACAUGUAACUGUGAGAAGGGGGAAAGAGGCCUUCCUGGUCCUGCUGGUAAAAAGGGUCGCACUGGGGACGAUGGAGCUCCAGGCCUGAAAGGAGCAAAGGGGGACCCAGGUCUGAAUGGAAUCCCAGGACGAGAUGGAAUAGAGGGGAAAGCUGGACAUAAAGGAGAGAAGGGUGAAAGAGGUGAAUGUGGAAUCCCAGGAAUAAAAGGAGACAGAGGUCCUGAAGGUCCAGUAGGCCCCAGAGGAGUAAGAGGGAUACAGGGUCUACAAGGACAAUCUGGAGAUCAAGGGCCUGAAGGCCUGCAAGGAUCAAAGGGUGAAAGAGGUCUUCCUGGGCCACCUGGCUUGCCUGGAGAGACUGGAAUAGGACUACCAGGCCCAAAGGGUGACACUGGCUUGACAGGAAGACCGGGCCCUGUUGGCCCACCUGGAGUUGGUGAGCCAGGAUUUAUGGGGCCUCAAGGACCACAAGGUGUUCAAGGAGAAAGAGGUCCACCAGGAGAAGGGCUUCCAGGAGCAAAGGGAGAUCGUGGCUUUGAUGGACCAAAAGGCCCUCGUGGACUUCCAGGCAUCAGCAUAAAAGGUGAAAAGGGUGACUGUGGUCCUCCUGGUUUACCAGGAUCAGUUGGAUUACCUGGAAUUGGAAUUCAAGGAGAAAAGGGAGUGGAGGGCCCAAAAGGACCACCUGGCUCUAGAGGGCUACCAGGACAGGGGAUACCUGGACCAAAGGGUGAACAAGGCUUGCCAGGAGAGACUGGAGUGCCAGGAGAAAGAGGUAUUGGAGAACCUGGUUCUAAGGGUGAUCCAGGGCCUUCAGGACUGGCAGGUCUGCCUGGUCUUCCAGGAGAAGAUGGAGCCCCUGGACAAAAGGGUGAACCAGGGUUGCCUGGUCUUAGAGGUCCUGAAGGUGUUCCAGGGAUUGGAAUACAGGGGGAAAAGGGAGAUCAAGGACAGAGAGGAAUACGUGGAUUAACAGGACCAACAGGAGUGCCUGGACCUGUUGGACCUAAAGGGGAGCCUGGUGUACCAGGACGUCUUGGGAUGCCAGGCCCUCCUGGAAGAUCUGUGCCUGGACCAAAGGGUGACAUUGGCUUACCUGGUCUUGCUGGACCAAUUGGAGAACCAGGUUUUGGUCUUCCAGGGGCAAAGGGUGACCAAGGCCUUCCAGGACCCCCUGGGCCUUUUGGGCAAAAAGGAGAUGGUUAUCCUGGCCCACCUGGCUUGCCAGGCCUCCCUGGAAUUCCCGGUGAGCAAGGCCCAGAUGGAGUUGGACUGCCAGGGCCUAAGGGUGAUCCUGGUAGUAGAGGACCAGUUGGCCCUGCUGGUCCCCCAGGAAAAGGCUUGCCAGGACCAAAAGGAACCAUAGGACGCCCAGGGCCACCUGGCUCUCUGGGACCUCCUGGUGAAGGUAUUCAAGGAACUAAGGGGGAACAAGGUAUUCAAGGAAUGCCAGGACCACGAGGCCCCCCUGGAGAUGGACUUCUGGGAGAGAAGGGAGAUCGUGGAGCCACAGGUGACAAGGGGAAAAAAGGAGAAAAAGGUGAUGCGGGCGACCCUGGUUUAUCUGGAGAACCUGGCAAAACUGGACCAAAGGGAGACCAAGGCCUAACAAGAGAAGACAUAAUCAAAUUAAUUAAAGAGAUAUGCGGUUGCAGUAUUAAAUGUAAGGAAAUUCCUAUGGAGCUUGUAUUUGUGAUUGACAGCUCUGAGAGUGUGGGACCAGAAAAUUUUGAGAUUAUCAAAGACUUUGUAACUGCUUUAGUAGACAGAGUAACUGUAGGCAGAAAUGCUACCAGAAUUGGCCUUGUGUUAUACAGUUUAGAAGUUCGACUAGAAUUUGGUCUCAACAAGUAUCCAACCCACCAGGAUGUUAAGAGAGCAAUUAGGAAAAUGCAAUACAUGGGAGAAGGCACUUACACAGGAACUGCUAUCCACAAAGCAGCCCAGGAAGGAUUUUCUGGUGCUCGAGCAGGCGUGCGGAAAGUAGCUAUUGUGCUAACAGAUGGUCAAACAGACAAGAGAGAAGCUGUAAAACUAGAUCUUGUUGUUCAAGAGGCUCAUGCAGCAAACAUCGAAAUGUAUGCAAUAGGAGUCCUAAAUACUUCAGAUCCAACACAGGUUGAGUUUGUGCGUGAGCUAAAUUUGAUUGCUUCAGACCCAGAUGGAGAACACAUGUAUCUCAUUGAUGACUUUAACACUCUCUCAGCUCUGGAGUCCAAAUUAGUCAAUCAAUUUUGUGAAGAUGAACAUGGCACCUUAGUACACAACCAUAAUGAAAAUGGUGCAAGUAUAAGUGGGCAAUCCUUCCAUUCAGUAUCUCCAAGUUCUCUACAUUACAUACUUCAGAAGAAUAAUAUUAAUAGACAAUCACUUUCAGCACAGACACUUAGAGUAUCUACAGUAGAAAGUCCUCUGAAUCUUGGCCAUCUUCCUCAACCAUUAGCUCCGGUAUGAAAAUUCAGCAGGCUUUAACGAGCAGAAGUUUAAUAAAUAUACAUCCUUCUGUGCCACUUA
This is a messenger RNA of Lonchura striata (white-rumped munia), 3171 nucleotides long. NCBI's taxonomy places the organism in Eukaryota, Metazoa, Chordata, Aves, Passeriformes, Estrildidae. The record is from RefSeq and is a predicted model, not a curated record.